Molecule: messenger RNA, 1221 nt
Organism: Cicer arietinum (chickpea)
Lineage: Eukaryota; Viridiplantae; Streptophyta; Magnoliopsida; Fabales; Fabaceae
Product: formyltetrahydrofolate deformylase 1, mitochondrial-like
Biological process (GO): 'de novo' IMP biosynthetic process
Molecular function (GO): formyltetrahydrofolate deformylase activity
Source: RefSeq, a predicted model, not a curated record
UUAUCCAUCAUGGAGUAUAACUCAUUGUGGUUUACACAGAGAGAAAAAAAAUGGGUAUGGUGAGAAGACUCUCCCAAGUUUUGGGAUUCACCAACAACAAGAUCAGAAAUAUCUCCUUCAAAUCUUUAGAUCCCCCAUUACCAUUACCAUCACCAUCACUCAACCAUGGAAUCCACGUCUUUCAUUGCCCUGAUGCUGUUGGAAUUGUUGCAAAGCUAUCUGAAUGUAUUGCUUCAAGAGGUGGAAACAUUCUAUCUGCUGAUGUUUUUGUUCCUCAAAAUAAACAGGUUUUUUACUCUAGAAGCGAUUUUGUUUUUGAUCCUGUUAAAUGGCCACGGAUGCAGAUGGAAGAGGAUUUCCUAAAUCUUUCACAGGCAUUCAAUGCAAUGAAAUCUGUCGUGAGGGUGCCGGCUCUUGAUCCUAAAUAUAAAAUAGCUGUUCUUGCAUCAAAGCAGGACCACUGCUUGGUUGAUUUAUUACAUGGAUGGCAGGACGGAAGAUUUCCAGUGGAUAUCACUUGUGUAAUUAGUAAUCAUCAUAGAGAUUCAAACACCCAUGUGUUUCAUUUUCUUGAAAGACACGGUAUUCCAUAUCAUUUUUUAAGCAUGACCAAAGACAAUAAAAGAGAAGGGGAGAUAUUGGAGCUGGUUCAGAAUACUGAUUUUGUAGUACUUGCAAGAUAUAUGCAGAUACUAUCCGGAAACUUUCUAAGGAGCUACGGGAAUGACGUAAUUAACAUUCACCAUGGUCUGUUGCCAUCAUUCAAGGGUGGUAAUCCAUCUAAACAGGCCUUUGAGGCUGGUGUUAAAUUAAUCGGCGCAACAAGUCAUUUCGUGACUGAAGAACUCGACGGCGGACCUAUAAUUGAGCAAAUGGUUGAGAGAGUUUCUCACAAAGAUAACUUGCAGAGCUUUGUGCAGAAAUCAGAAAAUCUUGAGAAACAAUGUCUUUCCAAGGCUAUCAGAUCUUAUUGUGAACUUAGAGUAUUGCCUUAUGAAGGCAAGAAGACUGUUGUUUUUUGGAGGAAACAACAAAUAGCUAAACAUAAUGCACACCAAAAUUUGGGGUGCAUUUGUAUUUACAUUCAAUCAUUUAAUUGUAAAAUUCAAAUGAUAUUCCACUUUACUUUAGAUGCAAAAAAUGAGAAUAAAAAGGCUUGAACUUGAUUCAUUUGGUUAUCAUCACAUUGAUAAUGUAAUGAAUAUAAUCAGCCAUUAUAUA